CACAAACCAACACGGUAUUUAAAAAAAUUAAAAAAUAUAUCUACCGAUGUCACCAGAGGCCUCACCAGAGGGCCUACAUAAUGAGGCUCCGUACCCACACCUUAAAGGCCGGAAUACCGAGGCUGUUAAUGGGACUCAAGCCAAUACUGCUCCUGAUACUGCUGCUGAUCCUCCUCCGAACAUUUCACAGAGGAUGCAUGAACAUGACUACAGUCAGCCAUAUAUCAAGAAGCCAUCCAACGCGUUCAUGAUCUUCAGGAAGGAGCAGAGUCCCGUUGUUGCGGCCGAGCUACAACACGGUGACUCUGCCUCUGUGAACACCAUCCUUGGACAGAGAUGGAAGGCCCUGUCACAAGACCAGCAGGCCAAAUACUACAACCUAGCUGAGAUGGAGAGGACGCUCCAUAGUCAGCUGCACCCUGAGUGGUCAAGCAGUGAAAACUACGGGAAAAACAGGAAGCGGGGGAAGCAGGGGAAGAGGAAUGUUCCCAACUAGACUAAAUGACUGUAUUCGUCCAUGGGACACUUCAACAGGGGACUUAGAGCCCUCCUCCCGUCACUGCACGUUGUCACCUGUGCUCCUCUCCAGAUUCCUUUCUUUGCUUCAUUAGGGCCCGAGCACCUCCGUGGGAGGCCCUAUUGUAUUUUGAAGGACUUGUAUUUGCCUUUUGGGUCUUUUUCAGGGCCCAGACAUGAUUAAAUUCUCCUCAAAGUUUGCAGGAAAUUCAAAACCCUACAAAGUAUUUGAUUUUGAAAAUGAGCAUGGCACAAUGGCUCCACAGCGCCAUCUAAUGAAAAGCCCCUCAGUUAGCAUUCACAGAUCUUCACAAAAAGACAUGACCAGACACACAAAAAAGUCAAGUAGUGCAUUGUGAAAAACACAACAGGAAGCCUGCCAUUUUGGAUUUAGUGGCCAUUUUCCACAUUUUCCACAUUUUUACUUUGUCAAACUUUUCCCAGGGCUUUUAUCAGAUCAACUUCAUAUUGAGAUGAAUGACAUCUCAACAAGAUGGUAAGAUGGAGAUAAAAACUACCUGGAAUUUUUUGUCACACGGUGUGACCGUGGUGUAGCGUCAAAGUUUUAUUACACGCCAUCAAGACACAAGGUUCUGUAUCUCGGACAUACAUAGUCCAAUUGAAUCCAAACUAGACAUGUAAGACAAGAGUCCCGGCCUUAUGACAUCUACACAGAAAUCAUGACUUAAGAUUUUAGCGCCCCCUGAUGGCAACAGCAAAUGUCAUUAGUCAUUCAUUUCAAGCUGUGUCAAAAUGGUGUCAAGACAUUGAUAAUGAAGGCAUAACAUUACUGUGAGUAUUUGUCAAACACCAUAUUAGUGGCCUGGUGUUAAAGUUCAUCAACUUGUCUUGACACACGAAUUUGCUGUAACUUCAGUGUUCAUGGUUCAGUUUCCCUCAAACUACAUCGGUGUCACAACACAACAGCAGUGCACGAAACGCGUGCAACGCGGAGCCGUGUGCCCAGUCGCCGAUCUAUAUAAAACAGAAGGUAAAACUAUUUUAAAUCAAAAGUUAAACUAGGGCUAUGUUGUAUAUAUAUAUAUAUAUAUAUACACAGUUUAUGUACAUAUAAAUAAACUGUAUAUAUAUUUGUAAAUUAAAUAUUUAUCAUACCCUUUUUUAUUUUCACUCUAGUUGAUAGUUAACAGAGGAUCUUGUUCUCCACUUACAAAACAUUACAAUUUCAAAAAGUAGGAUCCACCUACAUGUUCAUGAUCCAUUUGUGAGGCUGGUUGCAGCACAAAUACAUUCAUUAGUUAACGCUUUAUUAAUGUUGUCUUGCUGGUAGUAUUUUGUGUUUGCCAAUAGUCAGUGGACUAUUUGUUCAAAAUAACAAUGACAGUGCAGUGGUCGUUAUUUUACAUGAUAUCAAAUAGACGGGCAUGCUGCAGGCUUGGCCUCAAGCUCUGGGCAUCUGUCUCAUGAAAAGUGAAAGUAGCUCCAACACAAAGGAAGAGAAAUGAAAGUCAAGGAAAUGAGACCUAAAUAGAGUUUAAUUUUCUCUCCUAAUACAUUAUGACAUAAUCUUUAAAGUAACAGUUUAGUUCCUUUGAUAAUCAAAACUAUUUUUUACUAAUAGACAAGUAGUGCACAAGUGUAAACCUUGUGGGAAUGAGUUGAAUUACGUUGACUAAAAUGUUAAACAUAAUUGGGUGAUGAUAUAUACAGUCAAACCCAACCAGAUCAGGUUUGGAACGUGUCAUUAUGUACU
This is a messenger RNA of Pleuronectes platessa (European plaice), 2230 nucleotides long. RefSeq names its product transcription factor 7-like 1-A. The record is from RefSeq and is a predicted model, not a curated record. Gene Ontology annotation, cellular component: catenin-TCF7L2 complex; beta-catenin-TCF complex. Gene Ontology annotation, molecular function: DNA-binding transcription factor activity, RNA polymerase II-specific; RNA polymerase II cis-regulatory region sequence-specific DNA binding. The transcript has 5 exons. Lineage: Eukaryota; Metazoa; Chordata; Actinopteri; Pleuronectiformes; Pleuronectidae. Gene Ontology annotation, biological process: canonical Wnt signaling pathway; regulation of transcription by RNA polymerase II. The coding region runs from base 47 to 496 and encodes 149 amino acids.